CGGCAGUAGCAGUAGGGGAAGAUGGCGGUGUUCACCCGCUCCGGUUCUUUGGCAGCAUAUCUCCAGGCUUCUCAUUCGCCUGUAUCCGCUCCACUUCGCGCUCUGGUCCCCGGGAUCGCGCUUGGUACCGACAAGCGGCUGCUGCUGGAUGUAAAGAAGCCGUUUUUGUGCCGGGAGUCUCUGAAUGGGCUCAGUCCUAAAACUGCUCACCCUGUGUCCUGCUGUUUAAGCGUUCGUGCCAGCGUGCGUUUUGCCCACACAGACAUCCGGGUUCCUGAUUUCUCUGAUUAUCGUCGUUCUGAGGUGCUGGACCCGAAGCAGCCAUCGCAGGAGAGCGGUGAUGCCAGGCGUGCAUUCUCCUACCUGAUUACGGGCUCCACGGCGGUGAUGGGGGUCUACGCCGCUAAAACAGCCGUCACUCAAUUCAUCUCCUCCAUGAGCGCCUCGGCCGACGUAUUGGCUCUGUCCAAAAUCGAGAUCAAGCUGUCCGAUAUUCCAGAGGGGAAAAACAUGACAUUUAAAUGGAGGGGGAAGCCAUUGUUUGUACGUCACCGUACAGAGAAGGAGAUCACUGCUGAAGCAGAAGUAGAUCUGUCUCAGUUACGUGAUCCCCAGCACGACCGUGAUCGGGUGGUUAAUCCUUCCUGGGUCAUUGUGAUCGGAGUGUGCACCCACCUGGGCUGCGUACCCAUCGCCAAUGCGGGCGAUUUUGGAGGGUACUACUGCCCCUGCCACGGAUCGCACUACGAUGCCUCCGGUCGUAUCCGUAAAGGUCCCGCUCCGUUAAACCUGGAGGUUCCUUAUUAUGAAUUUUCUGAUGAGGAAACCGUGGUGGUUGGUUGAAGAACUGAACGUGCAGAAUCACUUGCUUUAUCAUUGUUGGUGAAACGGGUGAUUAUGAUUGGCAGAAAUAAAAUAUAUAUUUAUUCUA
Trichomycterus rosablanca is the source of this 931-nucleotide messenger RNA. It is a transcript of the gene uqcrfs1, whose product is annotated as cytochrome b-c1 complex subunit Rieske, mitochondrial. Bases 22 to 843 code for a protein of 273 amino acids. Gene Ontology annotation, molecular function: quinol-cytochrome-c reductase activity; 2 iron, 2 sulfur cluster binding. The transcript has 2 exons. Gene Ontology annotation, biological process: mitochondrial electron transport, ubiquinol to cytochrome c. Gene Ontology annotation, cellular component: membrane. NCBI's taxonomy places the organism in Eukaryota, Metazoa, Chordata, Actinopteri, Siluriformes, Trichomycteridae. The record is from RefSeq and is a predicted model, not a curated record.